This is a messenger RNA of Leptomonas pyrrhocoris, 1246 nucleotides long. RefSeq lists its product as hypothetical. Gene Ontology annotation, biological process: ubiquitin-dependent protein catabolic process. The transcript has a single exon. Lineage: Eukaryota; Euglenozoa; Kinetoplastea; Trypanosomatida; Trypanosomatidae. The coding region runs from base 191 to 1246 and encodes 351 amino acids. The record is from RefSeq and is a predicted model, not a curated record.
GUAUCGAAUUCGCCACACCAACAGCAGAAGAGAUACCCGUGCUCUUCGUGCCACUAGCACACCGUAUUUGUCUCUGUACACAAUCGUUUCGCCUACACUUGUUUCCCUCCGCAAAACAAAAGUGAGAAAGAGAGAGGGAAACAGGCUGCCGCCUAGAGAAGAAAAACCUAGUUUAAAAUACUAGUGCGUCAUGGCGCAGCGCUCUUCUCCCUCGUCAUCAACGUUCAGCGUGAACGCAAGUGCAGGUCAGACGCUGAUCCUCAUCGCCUCCGACGGCGUCCGCGUGAGUGUGAACCGCGCCGUCGCCACCGAAGCCUCCUAUGUCCUUCGCGACCUCCUCGAUGGCCAGGAACUCGCCUCUAGUCCCAUCUCGAACAACGACGGAGCUGCUGGGGUAUUUCUGAGCGAGGUGGGCGAGCCGUCAACGCACUUGUCAGCCGCCGGCGCCUCCAUGACGGUGCACGACUUGGAGAACCUCUUCGACGACCCUGCCCCGUCCCCCACCGUCUCACAAAGCGCCUCGGCGGUGCGCGUGAAAGCGGCGGUGCCGGACUUGAUGGAAUUCUUUCCUGUUGCCCCCGCGGCCGCCGCCACCCCAUCCAGCAGCGGCGCCAACGCCGCCAUCACCACAUCCUCCACUGCUGCUGGUGCUGCGUCCAGCUCGAGCCCCAGAGUCGAGGCACCGACGGGUGACAUUUUAGCAAGCCUGUGGGGCCCACAGCCGACGCGUGAGUUCGACAGCCCCGCGAAGGCGUCGACGUCGACCGCGCAGGUGCCGUCCUUUGUGCCGCUGCACCCGUCGUCCCCCGCCGCGCCGCCGCCGCCUGCCGAGGUGGAGCUCGACUUCCCCUACUUCACCGGGGAUAUUUUGGAGCGCGUUUGCCGGCACAUGUCGUACCGCUUCCGCAUGUCCGCCUUCGGCGCGGAAGACGGCCGGUAUCGCGUGUACGUCGUCAAAACCCGCUCGAUCCCGCGUCCCAUGACGCUACCACUCGUCGAGUACCUCGACGCGAAGGACCGCCGUUUCAUCUCCGACUGGGAUGAGCUCACCACGGUGCAGAUGGUGAAGGCGGCGACGCUGCUGAAUUAUGAAGAGCUUCUCCAACUUGCCGCGGCGAAGCUCGCGUCCUACCUGAUUGACCGCGACCUGGAAGGUGUGCGGACCUUUCUUGGUGUCGACAACGACUUUGAUGCGGCGGAGGAGGCGGAGCUGAAGAAGGAGCAGGCGACGGAGUUCGGUCGAUGA